AUGUUUGCAAUGUUCAAGUCACCAGUAGUGCGUAUUUCCGCAAUCGCCUCAUCACAAAUCCGCUACUUUUCAUUGUAUCCGCCAUCAUGUAACCGCUUUCUAGAGCUCGUAAAUGACAUAAGAUCACAAUACCCGAUCAAUGAAAUUACACCAAAAGAAUUACAGGAAACGCUAUCAUCGUCCCGAUCAAAUAAUCAAGAAUCGGAUGUGGUAGUAAUUGAUGUCCGAGAAAAAGAUGAACAUUUGCGAGGUGUAAUACCCGGUGCUAUCCCAUUGCCACGGGGGAUCCUAGAAAGGGAUGUAGAACGAAAAGUGAUAGGUGUUGAUGAGGUGAACAAAGACAACGGUAAGAAUGUCGUGGUUUAUUGUGCUGGCGGAGUAAGAAGUAUAUUGGCGGCGGAGAGUUUAAUUCGACUUGGUUACAAAAAGGAGAAUGUUAAAAGUUUAUUAGGUGGAUACGAAGGAUGGAAACAGAGUGGAUUCAAAACUGAAAAUUAUAAAGAAUCAUAG
This is a messenger RNA of Ambispora leptoticha, 510 nucleotides long. The record is from the annotation of a GenBank genome assembly. NCBI's taxonomy places the organism in Eukaryota, Fungi, Glomeromycota, Glomeromycetes, Archaeosporales, Ambisporaceae.